ACACACACACACACACUCACUCACACACACACACACACACACACCACUACAGUAUAUCAGCGAGUGACUAGCGGAGAGCCAGAGGGGAGUGCAGAAAUGAAUGUGAAGAUCCUGACGCUGGUGAUUGUGCUCUUGGUGUCUCUGCUGUGUUCUGCUAGUGCUGGUCCCAUGGCCUCCAUGGAGCAUGGCAGAGAACUAGAAGAGGCCUCGACAGUGAGAAAAAUGGUCCAGCAAAGCCCUGCAAGGGGCGGUCAGACCCACAGACCAGCCGGCUGGAAGAGGAGACGCCCACGGCCCCGUCUUUCCCACAAGGGGCCCAUGCCAUUCUAGAGCAAGGCACUGCAUUGAGCGCCCACCCCCAGGUUCUGAUUUCUAUGCUCUUCCUUUGCCUUGGGGGGCCUUGCAAUGAAGGGCCUAUGCUUGCCCAGCCUGAAGAGUGAUGUCCAUAGCACCUGCUGGUUCUUCAAGCAACUCUGUCCACAAAAAAUCAGGACAAGCCACCUUACCCCCAUCUCUAGAAAUGGGGGCAGGGAAGGGAGGGUGGGAGGUAUUGAGCCCGAGCUACCAGACUCUGUUUCUCUGUCUCUCUUUUUCUUUCUCUCACUCCCUUGCUAAUUAUCUAUCUCUGUCUUCUCCCAAAUUAUAAUCAUUUUUUAUUUGUUUUCUAUAAUUUGGUCAGUAGAGCCCAGUAGUGAUCUCCCUGAGUGUCUCACACACUUUGCAUGACAUGUGGUGGAGAGGGAGCCCAGUCAAAACAAUCUGAGUCUUAAAGCAUCUGUCACUUCUCCAUGGUGUGGUAUUUCCAUCUCUCCAAUACAAGGUUACUGCAGACACUGAUUUCUUUGCUGUGUAGCUACUUAACAGCUUUACUAGUAAGAGAGGACACUGAUCAUGCACAAGAGUAGUGAAACUUAUAAAAAAAAUCAUAGGUUUACUUUAUGAUAUUCUGGAUGUCUACUGUAAAAUGAAUUCUUAGGUUUUGUGCUUAUGAAAGAGCAAGAGCGUGACAUCUGAACAACCAUGACACCAUUGCCUAAUUAUCAUUGUUAACGGUGCUUUGAAACUCCUAAUGUAAAGUAAAGCUGGACUGAAGAGAGCACAUAUUGUAGAAACAAUCUAUUUAAGUGACAGAAUAAUUCCUUCAUUUAGGAGAUUCUUUAAUCCAAAGCUAUUUUGUUGGUGUUUCUGAAUUCAUUAACACCUUACGUGGGGGUUUGACUGACACACUCAAGGUUACUGUAACAUGUUGCACCUUGGAUGAGUCCUUUGACCCCAAAUCCCCAUCCCAAUCCUGUCCCCAAUCCCCAGCCUUAGCACCACACUGCUGCCCAGUGCAGCUGCUCUACACGACUGUUAACUGGCACGAGCGGUCUGCUCCACCGACAGGCCGCCUUGCCUUUUAAUGAAGUGCCAAAUAAUAACCUUGUCCACAAUGCUGCCAGAAACAAAGGAAUGAAAGGUUAGGCAGAAACACAUUACCUCUUGUUUGAAGUCUUGAUACACUGACACAUUAUGCAUUUUAAAUUUCUGCAAACAGAAAUCCCAAGUGAGUUAAUAUAAGCAAGGAGGACAAGUUAGAUUUGACCAAAAAAAAAAAGAAGGUAACAAAUUCAAAGCAAAGCUCAGCUCAGUUAAUAUGCCACAGUGACUAGCCUAACACUUGUGCUCUGGCUGUUGUAAUAUUCAGCAUAAAGCUGGUUUGACCCCUUGACCGAUAUCUUUCACUGAAGAAAUGCUAUGCCUUUCCAUCAUACUGGAAUAUAUUACUGUUUAUAAUUAUUUCUGUGUUUAAGUAGUUUUAUUUCUUUUUUUCUCAGGGUGCUGUGACAAAGGCUUGUACUAGAGCAGUCUAUUUUGUGCAUUUAUUUAACAAAACACAAGCAUACAGUACAUUAAAAGCUUGUAUGAGCAUAUUUUCGUAUACUGUAUCUAUACUCUCCCUGUAUGUAUUCACCAAUAUAGCCAUGUAUUUAGAUCAAGUCCUCUCGAGUCCUGAUCUGUUCCCUACAUUACUUUGGGUACAGUUGCCUUUUAAGUGUGCCCCUCCACAGCACAGGUGGUCGUGGCUUUGAUCAUUAUGCUCAUUAAAUCUUAGAGUUAAUCUUUCUCAGAUGGAUCUCCCCAAGGCUGGCCAGGGCCACUUAGUCUGAGCUCAUUGUUAAAUUGGCUUAGAAUCCACACCCUUCCCCCUUUCCAAUCCCCAAAACCCUGAUGAUUUAGUGUGUAACCAUGUAACAUAUUAGGAGUGUAACCUGUAGAGCAGCCACCUUGCAAUCAUUCAUUGUAUAUUAGGUGUGCGGAGCAACUUCCUUGUUGGUUGUUUUACUUUUUUAAGGUGACAUUCUGAUUGUGUUUCAAGCAGGAAACACCCCCACACACACUUUGACUCAGUUUUGACCAAAUAAGCAACUGGCAGGUUAAUGUAGAUUUCAAGCCCCCUUCCCUCUCACCAUAUCUCAUGCAAAUAUUUCAAUAAAAUGCACAGCCUUCUCAAUCCCAGCAUGAGAAGCUUUUAUUAAGAGAGCAUCUAAAAUCACAGUGGUAAUCCACCCAGCCAGGCAUACCUUGAUUAAAAAUGUAUUAAAAUCCUAGGGCACUGUGAAGAGUAAUAAUUUCAGUUCCAUGUUUUGUUUUGUUUUUCACACCCACUUGGACAGAGAUGUAGAUUUCAAUAAUGCUCCUCGGGAGUGAGACAGCUACUUCCCCAUUACUGGGGAAGAUAGUAGGAAGAUAUGAGCUGGGGAUGGAAGUUCAAAGCCGCAGGAACUGGGAUGCUGGAAGUAGACUCGGACAUGACAAGGGGUUCAAAUCAAUAUUUCCCCAUCUCAGAAGUUUUUGUUAUGGAGCCGAACAACGUCUGUAUCCGCACUGUUCUUCAUGAAUGUAUCCUUACCAUCUGCACCAGCCAUGCUGCCCUUUCAGAGACCAGAGCAAACCAAUGUUUAUGUAAAGUAACAUUUUCAAUCUUGGUCUGGUUAUCAGUUGAGUCCAAAUAUCAAAAGCCAAAUAUCCCUAACAGAUCCAAAGCCUCCAGUGACAAUACGUCCCAUCAAAUAGACGUGGCUUUGCUCCAAUACUUCUCUGUAUGGGUUUGCAAGGCUGCACUUUUUGCAAUUCCAUUAUGCUGCUGGAAAAUUACACCCUGAAAACAAGAGUCUCUUGGUAUGGAAUAGUUUUCCAGUGUAUUGUGACAAUUACUUUGUCUGAUUUUUGUCUAGCUGGUUGUCCAAAGCUUACUUUUUGAAUACAGUGUGGAAACCUGUAUCUUUUGUGGAUGUAACAAAAUAGAAAAGUAGUCUGCAGCACAAUAUGUCGUGGACACGUGAAAGCUUUCAGGCAUUCUUUUCUUGUAGAUCACAGCCCACAGCUCUCCUCUGCACAUCAGGUUAAUGGGCCUUGUGGUGUGGAAGGACAAGCACAUCCAUGCUCAAACUAAAACGGUAAACCAAUACAUUAUGCUCGGGGAGCAAAACCAUUUCCUUAAUGGUCUUUUCCAGCAAGGCUUACACAAGAGAAACGAUUCCUAUCCUCUCAGUGUUUCCCCUCCAGAUCCUCUUCUCUGUGACCAUCACAAGGCCUGAGUAAUGUUCCUAUGCACUUGUUAGCAUGUUUUCCUGGUAGAAAAAUGUUUGUGCUGAGAACUUGCCCCGUUCUUUUUUUGUUUUUUUUUGUCCAAAUGCAUUUGGUUGGGAGUGAGUAAGGAUUGGGAGUGAGCAGAAAGAUAAGUUAUGUGUUUCUGGUGGAGAUGAGAUGAGAAUAAGCUAGCAGAGGAUUUUAACAUAUUGGCUUAGCGUCUCCAAUAGACGUAGACGCGACCACCUCACAAAGAUAUCACAGAAAAAUACAAGGUUUUUCACUUUUGUUUUAUAUGCUGUUAUCAUUUGUAUACUCAGUUCUAUACCAGACACAAUUCCUAUUAAAUUACACUGAACCAAACUUUUCAUUCAUUGAGGAAAUGCUAAGAAAGUUAGCAAACACAAAACAUUCCAUGAUUUUACCUUGUGAAUCUAAAAACCCAUCAAACUGUAUCAUGUUGGCCUUCAGAGUGGGUGUCUGCAGGAUCAAGUGGCUGAUAUUUAAUAUAAUGCAUUCGCACAUCUCCACUGGCUGGGCAAUCCUAAGGAUAACUAGAUUAUAUCUCCCGCGGGAAAUGACUUUCUGUCAUUAUCCUGGAGUCUCAAAAUGAGACUUCCUACACCCAGAAUAGCACAGGCCCCUCCUGCCUUGAUUGCGACAUGUUCAUCUAUGUAACCACUGUGUUCAAGAUCAGCUACAUUCGGAACAAUCUGAGGAGAGAUGCAGUCUGUAGGCUUACAUGCCAUCACAACAGUGUUACUAGGUCUCAAGCAGAUACCAUUUUAAAGACAAUGUAUUACUCCUGAAACUUAUAUUCUGUUUAUGGUGUGUGCUCAUAUUACUCACCAGGCCAAAUGUACAGUCCCUGUCUCUGUUUUGAUGUUGAACUGGGCAAAAAUAAAUGACAUAAAUAAAGAAAUAAAUAAAUAAAACAAGUGUAUCAGAAAUGGUUGAAAUACUGUGUACAUAUUUGAACUUUUGGUUUCUAAUUUAUAAAAGAUAAGCUUUAGCUCUUGGAGUACUUAUUUUAUUUUUUUUCCUUUCAUGCGUAGCUUUGUGUUUUUAUUUUCUAUUUCUGUAAAGUGUGUAAAUAUAUCUUUAUGAUAAUAAGUAAUAUUAAAAAUCUUAUUUUAAGAAAAA
Solea senegalensis (Senegalese sole) is the source of this 4716-nucleotide messenger RNA. It is a transcript of the gene apln, whose product is annotated as apelin. The transcript has 3 exons. The record is from RefSeq and is a predicted model, not a curated record. Gene Ontology annotation, biological process: signal transduction. Bases 97 to 330 code for a protein of 77 amino acids. NCBI's taxonomy places the organism in Eukaryota, Metazoa, Chordata, Actinopteri, Pleuronectiformes, Soleidae. Gene Ontology annotation, molecular function: apelin receptor binding; hormone activity.